Physcomitrium patens is the source of this 1988-nucleotide messenger RNA. RefSeq lists its product as uncharacterized. Gene Ontology annotation, cellular component: nucleus; cytoplasm. The record is from RefSeq and is a predicted model, not a curated record. NCBI's taxonomy places the organism in Eukaryota, Viridiplantae, Streptophyta, Bryopsida, Funariales, Funariaceae.
CUUGACCACUGCUGCAUUUCUACAUUCUCCUCACACAAAAGAUCAACAAUAACGCCACAAUUCCAUGACAUCCUCACUCUAAGUGCUCAGGAGCAUGAGGUCAGUGACAUUCAGUACACAGUUGCACAACUGCUCUACGUCAGAGUAUGUGCCCAUGUGGGUCUUUUGAAGAUAAGAAGAGAGACUAAUAACCUCAACAAAACCUUGUCAGGCCACGCAAUCGCUAGUUUUCCAGUAAAAUCUACUACAUAGUUCAUCUGUAACGACUCAACCAUCACUCAAACACAAUCUCCACCCCCUUCCUGUGUAAAGAUGCGAGAACAUCUUCAAAGUUCACGAAGUCGAAGAGACCAGUAGUAGAGCGAAGGGAAAAUUAGCGAGACGUUCUUGGGUUCUGUAAGUGGAAAGAAUCCAUGCAGGAAUUGGGACUGGAGAGGAUGGCAACUAGAUUCAAUUGCUGUUAGAGAGGGGGCUGAAGCAACUGCUGUGCACAACUGUCUUUUAGUUUUUUAUUUAUUUUUCCUUCUGAAGACAACAUUUGAGAUUCCUUCCGACUCUUUGCAAUUCGAGCUCAACCUUGUUGCAUCCGUCAAGCUUCGCGGAAGAAUUUGAGGAAUCGAAACAUCAUCAACCCAUUGUGCCAGACGACGAAAAUUGCGAGAAGUGGUGGCCUGUCACCACUCCACUCUCCUAAAUAAUUUCGACCUCCAUACGGGGCAGGAUUUGUUGUCUCUCACCUAGAAAUUUGGGCCUCUCACAGGAAGGGAGGCGAUGUGUGUUUUUUAGGUUCGUGGAUUGAGGAGCUUUGCAGAGUGGGUAUUGUUCGUCUCCCCACCCACUUAUUACAACUCGGGAUCCUCGUUUUCUUCUGAUGAGACAGUGACUAUGGCGGAGAAGACGACGAAGAAAACCAUGAAAAGGGAAAGAGAGGGAAGCCCUAUGAGGACUGUCUCCCUGCACCAUUUCCACGACACUGAGAAUUCCCAGUCCUUGGACGUUUCCUGCUCCGAGGUAAUGCAAGAGGAGUAUGGGCUCUAUGUGUGGCCUUGCAGCGUAGUGCUGGCAGAAUACAUCUGGCAAAAUCGUCAGCGAUUUGUCGGCUCGAGGGUUAUUGAGUUGGGCGCAGGUACCGCUUUGCCGGGUGUAGUGGCCGCCAAAGUUGGAGCCUCUGUUGUGCUAACGGAUCGGGAAGAUCAGCCCCAGGUCUUCGAGAACAUGCAAAAGACAUGUGACUUAAAUCAGAUCACCUGUGAGAUGCAAAGGUUGACCUGGGGUCAAUGGAAUGACAAAGCUUUCGCUCUACGACACCCCGGUCAGGUUGUACUGGGUGCAGACGUCCUUUACGCAAGCAAAGAUUUCGAUGACCUGCUUGCCACCGUCAAGUUCUUGUUGCUAGGAAUGCCAGAUUCUGUCUUCAUCACCACAUAUCAACCUCGCAGCGGCCACAGGUCCAUUGAAUACCUGAUGGCGAAGUGGGGCUUGCAAUGCACCCAGCUUCUUGACGCAGCAGACUUUCUUCCUGCAUCGAAGUUGUCCGCUUUGUCGAACUCAGUGGAGCUUGUCGAGGUGAAAUCCCACAAUUGACGUAUCAAUGUACAAGUCAUGCAGGUGUAUCUACCACUACCAUCACCAGUUGUCGAGGCAGUGCUACUGUUAAGUAUCUAUCGAUCUAUCUAUGUGCACUUGUGUAAUUUUGCAGUGACUAUGGUGCCGGUGUGGCUUGCUUCUGGUUUGUGACCGGUCAAUGUAAACACAACAUCACCCUGAUCUCGUUCGGUGUUCUGAACUCACUUCAAUUGAUGGAUUAGCUCCACAAUGGUACUGAAUCAGACUAAAUUUUUCUUUUUUGUAUAUUGAAUAGGCAACCAUUUACGCUCAAAAUCCUGGUAUUCGUAGAGAGAUCUUCUAUGAUGGCUACUUUGAGAAGGAAUAAAAGGAAAGGAAAUAAAAAAAAGCAAUGGUGAAAAUAAAACACAACAUAUUCUUUA